CUUUGAUGGGUAAAUGUCAGACAAUCUUGAUGAUAAUAAUUUGGUACAUUUAUCUUUGAUGGGUUGGUAUCAGACGUUAGAAUUCCAAGUAAAUUCGUAAUCGUUUCUUAAGAAAUGUUGCAAUCACAACACUUUAUUUUAUCCAGACAGAUUAAUAAUUAUAUCGUAAUGACAGUCAAAUACGAAUUCUACAACACAUUUUGAUAAACCUUGUUCAUUAUGUUAAUAUGGGGCUUACUGUUUUAUGAUAAUUAAGUAACAUGGAAAUAAUGCAAUGUGUUACAUUAUUAUUUUGAUGUGUUUUACCAUUAUUUAGUUCAUUUUGGAGGAUGUUAGCUCCUAGCAGUAUUCGCCUCCUGGAGAGUUGUAAAAAUAUCUGUUAUAGAUGGAGAAGUACCGUCGCUCACUUGAAGUACAAAACAGAUCUCCCCUUACAAUCGAAAACCAUAGGUCAGUUACUGGAAGAGUGCGCCGAAAAAUUCAGCGAUAGAGCAGCCAUCAUCGCCAGAGAACAAAGAAGGCAACUGACUUUUCCAGAACUUCUGGAUGAGGCUGAUCGGUUUGCAGCUGGCUUAAGGGCAAUUGGGUUGAAUUAUGGAGAUAAAGUUGGAAUAUGGGCGCCAAACUUAAUAGAAUGGCUUAUAGCUAACGUGGCUUGCACUAGAACAGGACUUCCAGUGGUGGCUCUGAACCCUGCAUUACAGUCUAGAGAAGUUGAAUACUGUAUCAAUAAAAUUAACGUGAAGUGUAUAAUUUGCCCAGCAGAAUCAAAACAUUAUAGCUUCAAAUCGGUAUUGAAUCAAUUGCUACCUGAUUUGGAGCAUGCAGAUAAAUGGAAAUUGGAGUGCAGUUCAUUACCGUCUCUCGAAAAAGUGAUACUUAUAUCAGAAGAUAGUUUAAGAGGAGCAUUUACCUACAACGACGUUAUGAAUAUGCCCGAUGCUCAAUCUGUGAAGUCAAUCAGAGAUUAUCAAAAGAAGGUUGAUAUCCAUAGCGUUAUGAAUAUCCAGUUUACAUCGGGGACGACAGGCUUUCCAAAAGCCAUACCAAGAACACAUUUCCAAACAGUAAACAAUUCGUAUUUUGUGGGUAAGCGGAUGAUGUUGAACGAAAAACAUCACAUAUUUUGCUGGCAAGUUCCUAACUUUCACGCUUUCGGACUGAUAGUAGGCACAGCAGGUUGGCAUAACGGAUCUACAAUUGUAUAUCCUUCCAUACAUUAUAGCCCAGAAAAAUCUUUGGAAUCAAUUAAUAAAGAGAGAUGCACAACUUUAUUGGGAACCCCAACUAUGUACGUUGAUCUUAUAAGGGAACAAAGCACAAGAAAUGAAGAUAUUAGUCCAGAUUUUGCAUUGACUGGUGGUGCCAUAGCUUCUCCCCAGCUUGUGAAAGACAUGCAGAGUGUCCUAAAUGUCAAAACAGUCCAAGUGAGUGAUUUCAACUUAAAGGAUUAGGGACCGUAAGCGCGUUUUUGGCGCUGAAAAAUCUCUACCAAGUUUAGCGUAUCUAUGAAAGUCACUGUAUGGACUUACUGAAUCCCUUGCUGCAUUCUUUUCAUUGCCCGGGGAAAGCCCUUCAGAGGUGUACACAACAGUAGGUCAUAUAGUAGAACACACAGAAGCUAAAGUAGUAGAUAGUAACAAGAAAACAGUUGACUUUGGUGUACCUGGAGAAUUAUGCUUGAAAGGAGCUGCUAUUCUAGAUGGAUAUUUAGGUGAUGAUAAGAAAAAUGAGGAAUCUUUCGAUGAAGAGGGAUGGUUCUAUACUGGUGACCAGUUCGUAAUGUUCGAAAAUGGAUAUGGAAACAUAGUUGGAAGAAUCAAAGAUAUGAUCAUUAGAGGUGGUGAAAAUAUAUACCCCAAAGAAAUCGAAGAUUUUCUACGAUCACAUCCAAAUAUCUUAGAGGUUCAUGUUGUAGGUAUACCUCACAAAAGACUAGGAGAGGAAGUUUGUGCUUGCAUAGAGACAAAAGACGGCAGCACAAUAUCGACAGAAGAAGUGAAAAUAUUUUGUGAUAAGAAGCUAGCUUAUUUCAAGAUUCCUACGAUGGUUCGUACAAUGAAGGACUUCCCAAAAACGACAUCAGGCAAAAUACAAAAAUAUAAAUUAGUUGAACAGGUUGUCCGCGAAAUGAACAACAACAUUGUAUAAUUUAUACUUGUGUUUUAUUUAUAUAUCAUCAGUAAAGUUUCUUAUUUUAUAGUAUUAAUUAAGUAAUUCAUUUGAAUCCGGCUCUGUUGCAAAAGGCAUCCAAAAAGGCGCCAUCUGAUAGACGGAAGUUGAAAUAACUGCUAGAGAUGUG
Molecule: messenger RNA, 2302 nt
Organism: Acanthoscelides obtectus
Lineage: Eukaryota; Metazoa; Arthropoda; Insecta; Coleoptera; Chrysomelidae
Source: the annotation of a GenBank genome assembly